Molecule: messenger RNA, 2717 nt
Organism: Carcharodon carcharias (great white shark)
Lineage: Eukaryota; Metazoa; Chordata; Chondrichthyes; Lamniformes; Lamnidae
Gene: nol9
Product: nucleolar protein 9
Exons: 13
Coding region: 129-2429 (766 amino acids)
Biological process (GO): cleavage in ITS2 between 5.8S rRNA and LSU-rRNA of tricistronic rRNA transcript (SSU-rRNA, 5.8S rRNA, LSU-rRNA)
Cellular component (GO): nucleus
Molecular function (GO): polynucleotide 5'-hydroxyl-kinase activity
Source: RefSeq, a predicted model, not a curated record
CCCUGGGAGCGGUGUCGAUUGGCCAGCCCCACAUCCAUUCUGAAGUCGCCGGGGCUAGGGCCAGUAAGAGCAGGCCUGGAGUUGAAGACCGAUUUUGUGGGUCCAUCCCUGCCCUUUCCGUUAACAGAAUGAGGGUCAGUAAUCCAGGAGCAGCGUGUCUGAAGCAGGCUGUUCCCAUGACAGCUCGACGCCGCAGGUGGAAACGCAAGGCCAUGUUGGUGCUGACUGAUGUGUCUGGGGCCAAGCAGCUGAGUGUGCUUACACGCCGCUGCUGCCUCCUUGCACCCUGUCGCCGGGGAGUGAAGAGACCACGCCACAGACAGAGCACAAAGAAUGCUGCAACCUGGGAAGAUGCGGAGGAGGUGGACAAGGAAGACGAGAUUAUGCGAUCAAGGGCCACUGAACAAGACGAAGAGCAAGAGGAGGAGGAAGAAAAUAAUACUGAGUCCCCUCUUUGUAAUACAGGGGGAAAAAUUAAUGGUUCGCUUAAAAGCAGGAGUCAAAAAAAUCUGGCCUGCACAGCUGCAGAGACUGAUGGAGAAGCAGUGUAUCAGCAUUUGUAUGCAGACUCGUUUGCCCUUAAUGGGAUUCUCAACAGUGAAUCGUCUCAAGAUUUCAUUGAUGAUGAUGCUGUUUCCUCUGGAGCAGGUACAAGGCUGUGUCUCACUGCCGUAAACAUCGGGAACGAGCAGAGCAUCGUCCUCAUGUCCCCGUUACAGAAGUUGACGUUUCGAGGAAGGUGUCGCAUGACUUGUCUGUACGGGAGUGUCCAAGUGUUAGGAUUUACAAUUGGACAGGGACAGCCCGCAUAUUGCCUGUACUCCUUACCAACACACGCUGCCCUGAACAUCGAGGCACUGCCUCACUGUAAACCAGGUCGUACUAAGCGAGAGAUGAAAAUGGAGGUGAAGGCAGUUUUCCGACAGCACGUACCGGCAGCUUCAAGACAUAGUUUGAUGAAGGAGGUGACCUCGUCGUGCUCGGUUCUGCUAUUCGAGCGUCUCGACACCCCAGGCACUGUUUUUCUCUCUAGCUUCCCAGAAUACAGGGAAGUCUUUGCUUCACGUUCAAAAAAGAUGAGUUCUGGAAAACUUCCAUUCCUUGAAUGCUCAGCUUUGACCUCUAUUGGGAUGGUUCCUCUUCCUGAUGAUCAGGGGGUAACUAUGUCAGAGAGCUGGAUGACCACUGUGCAGGAACUCUUAAAGACAUGUCUGGAAGAUGACGACGGAUGUCCCAUCAUCCUGGUAUGUGGAAGGAAGAAUAUUGGGAAGUCAACCUUCAAUAGAUAUCUCCUGAAUUCGCUUUUAAACCAUGUUCCAUGCGUGGAGUUUCUGGAGCUUGAUUUGGGUCAGACAGAGUUCAGUCCCCCUGGCUGCAUGGCCCUACACUUGGUGACUGAGCCAGUUCUCAGCCCUCCUUACAUGCACCAGUGUGAGCCCCAUAAGAUGGUGUAUUAUGGUGAUGUGUCCUGUGAGCGGGACUUGGAUCGAUAUGUGGAAACUGCAAAGUAUCUAUAUGCGGGAUACAAGAAGGAAUCACCAUUGGUCAUAAACACUAUGGGCUGGGUCAAAGGAUUUGGUUUGUCAAUUUUGGUUGACCUGAUUCGGCUCUUGGCCCCAACACAUGUGGUGCAGCUUGGUAGUGCCGAGAGGAACCAGGACCCUGUGGCUCUCACACCUGAGUUCAUGCAGACAGCAGCUGGCUGGCAAACCAAGGGAAAACACCACAUUCAGCAAAAGCCUGUGGAUUUCAGGAUUCCCUUGAGCUCAUUGUCAGAGGAGGAGGAACAGGAGGAACAUCUGAACCUGCACGGAGGAUUCCAGGGGCACAGGCUGAUGCGUGUUCAAUCUGAGUUUCCUGGAGUGGAAGAUGGAAGCUGUUUGAAGUCCCGCAGUAAUGUGCUGAGAGAUUUGGCUCUUUUGAGUUGUUUCAGCCAACUGCAGCCAUUGGACACUGGGUGCCCUUUGUCCUUGCACAGCAUGCUACCCUAUCAGGUGCCAUUUAGUGCAGUAGCUCUGCAUGUGUUACACUGUGAUGUGACUCCUACCCACAUUUUGUACGUAGCCAAUGCCAGUUUAGUUGGACUAUGCAGAAUACCAAAUGGUGUCAGCUCCCAGGCAGACGGGCCUGUGUUGCUCCCACAGGCUCCAAUAUGUGACUGUUUUGGUGUCGGAAUUAUUCGUGGGAUUAACCUGGAAAAGAAAUUGUACUACAUACUGACCCCGGUUCCUGUGGCAAGACUGAAACAGGUUAACUGCUUGCUGAUGGGGGCAAUUACCACACCCCAUUCACUCUUCAGGAACCAGCCUGGAGUGAUAGGAGAGGUGCCGUACUUAACGUCUGACUAUUCCUUCGAUAUUUCUGGAGCUGGAAAAAUUAAAGUUGGUAAACAGCUGAGGAGGCGGGAGCAGUUUAACGCUGUGUCAUAAUGGGGAGAACAACUGCUCAUGCUUAAAUAAUGGGGGGGAUAUAUGGGCAACAUUUGGUAACGUGGGCUAAUUGGCACUGUGCCUUAUUGCAGCAUUUAGGAUUUAAAAAUGAGGGUUUUGAGGGGUGAAGUGUUAAGGGUGUACAGACACUUGUUUGUUUUGGCCCCGUUUCCCCUACUCUUUCUCAAACCUCUGACUGUCACUCAGUCCAUGCUUGAAUGGGGAAAUCUUUGUUUUAAAGUUAGGCACUGAGCAUUUGUUGUAAAUAAAGGAUUACGCGGUAUCCCA